Messenger RNA from Pipistrellus nathusii (Nathusius's pipistrelle), 927 nucleotides. The record is from the annotation of a GenBank genome assembly. NCBI's taxonomy places the organism in Eukaryota, Metazoa, Chordata, Mammalia, Chiroptera, Vespertilionidae.
AUGUCGGAGGGGACCCGCACUCUGCUGCAGCGCUGGGGCGCCAGCUUCAGGAGGGGCGCCGACUUCGACUCCUGGGGCCAGCUGGUGGAGGCGAUCGACGAGUAUCAGAUAUUAGCAAGACAUCUACAAAAAGAGGCCCAAGCUCAACACAAUAAUUCUGAAUUCACAGAAGAACAAAAGAAAACCAUAGGCAAAAUUGCAACAUGCUUGGAAUUACGAAGCGCAGCUUUACAGUCCACACAGUCCCAAGAAGAAUUUAAACUGGAGGAUCUGAAGAAGCUAGAACCAAUCCUAAAGAAUAUUCUUACCUAUAAUAAAGAAUUCCCAUUUGACGUUCAGCCUGUCCCUUUAAGAAGAAUUUUAGCACCCGGUGAAGAAGAGAAUUUGGAAUUUGAAGAUGAAGAAGAAGAGGGUGGUGCUGGAGUGGGGUCUCCUGAUUCCUUUCCUGCUAGAGUUCCCGGUACUUUAUUACCAAGGUUGCCGUCAGAACCAGGAAUGACGUUACUAACGAUCAGGAUUGAGAAGAUCGGGCUGAAAGAUGCCGGCCAGUGCAUUGAUCCCUACAUCACAGUCAGUGUGAAGGAUCUGAACGGCAUAGAUUUAACUCCUGUGCAAGAUACCCCGGUGGCUUCACGGAAAGAAGAUACAUACGUUCACUUUAACGUGGACAUUGAGCUCCAGAAGCACGUUGAAAAAUUAACCAAAGGUGCAGCUAUCUUCUUUGAAUUCAAACACUACAAGCCUAAGAAAAGGUUUACCAGUACCAAGUGUUUCGCUUUCAUGGAGAUGGAUGAGAUUAAACCCGGGCCCAUUGUAAUAGAACUAUACAAGAAACCCACUGAUUUUAAAAGAAAGAAAUUGCAAUUAUUGACCAAGAAACCACUUUAUCUCCAUCUACAUCAAACUUUGCACAAGGAGCGACCCUGA